Hydatigera taeniaeformis is the source of this 360-nucleotide messenger RNA. The record is from the annotation of a GenBank genome assembly. Lineage: Eukaryota; Metazoa; Platyhelminthes; Cestoda; Cyclophyllidea; Taeniidae.
AUGAAUGUUUGUGGUUGCAAGAUUGAUCCAUCUACUGUAGCUGUUUCUCCAAAUGUUGUCUGUCGCGUGGUUUCUGCCGUAAGUGAGACUCAAGUUGCUGAUGUGCAUCCAAAGGGUGGCAUGGCAUAUGCAGCCUACAGGCGCCACAUUUCUUCCCGAAAUUACAAUCAAUAUGCGGAUGACGUAACUGGGACGAGCAGUAAUCCUCACGGAAGUCAGGUGAUCGGUGGCUACAUGGACUACUUUAACCAGACACCCGAGGCGGUGCAGUCCGGCUUCGGCCCCUCCGCUACACUGGACGACGAAUUAAUUGCCGAUGGCCAGCAUCGAGUUGGUGACACAGAGUUGCUUACCUCUUAA